Messenger RNA from Hydractinia symbiolongicarpus, 6450 nucleotides. Its product is annotated as nuclear pore membrane glycoprotein 210-like. NCBI's taxonomy places the organism in Eukaryota, Metazoa, Cnidaria, Hydrozoa, Anthoathecata, Hydractiniidae. The coding region runs from base 49 to 5703 and encodes 1884 amino acids. The transcript is spliced from 37 exons. Gene Ontology annotation, cellular component: nuclear pore. The record is from RefSeq and is a predicted model, not a curated record.
UGACGGGAGUAAUCGAGUCCAAACGCAUGGCACAGAUUCGUUGAAAAAAUGGCGGUAAAGGGAGCGCUGACUCUGAUUAUUUUUUUUCCUGUCGUUUUCAGUGGAAUUUCACCUGAAAAUGCCUUAAAUGUGCCACAGGUUUUGCUUCCUUACGUAGCGAAAGGUUCUAAGCCUACAACAUUCGUGUUAAAGGCUUUGAAAGGCUGCUUUAAAUGGUCGUCUACAAAGCCAAAUGUAGCCAUCAUACAACCUAUUGAUAAUAAAUUAAACACUUCUAACUCUGUUGAUGAUGAUGAAUCUUCUUGCUCUCAGUCUGCACUGGUCACUGUAAAACUUAACAGUCCAGAGGAAGACACAACAGUUAUUUUGGCCGAAGAAGAAGGAACGGGAUUUACUUUACGAUGUGAUGUGUUUGUUGAUUCUAUUGAGAAAAUUGAAAUUGCGACAACAACACGAGAAUUGUUGCUGGGUGAAUCUCCUGAAGUAUUUGAUGUUUAUGCGUAUGACAAGGAAGGGAAUUUGUUCACUGCACUGGGAAGUCAAAUAUUUGAGUGGAGUUUUUCACCUGUUCCCCACAAUGACAGAAUUGACCCUAGGACUGUCUUAAGGUUCAUUUGGUUCCAUGAUUCAUCAUAUGAGACAAGUCCAGAGUUAUAUGAACUAGAAGAUCAGCAUGUUCGUGGUUGCAGUGCUUUGGUUGAAGGCAUCAAUACUGGUGAAGCUAUUGUCACUGCAAAGUUGACAAACGCAGAAUACAAGACUGUCAAACCCUCAAGUGUAAUGUUGACUGUUAUUGACAAUGUCAUGCUGGUUCCACCCUUGGCAUACAUUAUGUAUGGUCAGUAUGUCAAGUACAAUGCCCGCAGGUUACGACGAGGAGAGAAAAAAGAUAUUUCGCUACCUUCCCAGCAAUACACAAUCAAAGUUUUGGAUGAAUCAGUUGCUUCACUGAACCAGGAAAAUGCAUUGGCACGUGGAAUGAAAUUGGGAAUGACCAAAAUUCAGUUGGUUGACAAAAAUAUGGCAGAUGUAUCAUCAGCAAGAAGACCGACUGCUAACCUUCAUGUUGUUGAACCUGGAAAAAUUGGUUUUGCAAUCAACCCUGGUAAAUUAUGGACAUUACAAACACAAAGAAUAUACGAACUACACGUCCGUUUAUUCGACAAUGAUAACAAUCGCAUUGAAAUCACUGAUGAUACAUUUCUGACUUCAACUCUCUUCGAAGAGUAUUUUACCAUCUUCAAGAAAUCUGAAAACGGUUCUUAUUAUCAUGUACAAGCGAAGAAGCCUGGAAAAACGGCGAUUACAGCUCAAACCAAUCAAAUAAGAUAUCCUGCUGAUGAACCUAUUAAAAUGAAAGAAUUAUAUGGAGAGCAAGAUAUUGAAAUUUAUGACCUUGUAACAGUUGAACCUGAAUUUGUUUUAUUCCCAUGGGACGCUACAUUGUCUACAACACAGAGUUACAAGUAUCAGUUGAUUGGGAAUGGUGGUAGUGGUAACUACGUCUGGAAAUCUGAGAACAACACUUUUGCAAGUGUGAACAAAAAAGGUGUUAUUUCCACAGGAAGUGCGAUAGGACAAACGCAUAUAAAAGUAGCUGAUAUUAAAAAUCCUAAUAAUUUUGCUCUUUCAACUGUGGCUGUGUUACCACCGCAUGAAAUGAAUUUUAUUGUUAUGCGUGUGGAAGUUGAAGUUGGAAAUAAGAUGGAACUGCCUUUGACGGUGUUUGCGUUUGUUGAUCAAGAUAAGAAAGAAAAAAAACAAUUUUCCGAUUGUCGAAAGAUGCAAAUCGAUGUGUCGUUCUCCGAUCCCACAGUUUUUGAACUUGUGAAGUCCAAUGGCGAAGGUUUAUUACCUGAGAGUGGCUGCACAAGUAUUUAUGUCAAAGGUUUGCAUGUUGGUCAUACAACUGUAACUGCUAUAUACACAUAUGCUGAUGUAACACUGCGUGCGUCUGUUGUCAUUGCUGCGUAUGUCCCAGUACAUGUUAUUGAUCCAACAGAAUUUGCCACUGUAACUCUGGGUUCAAGGAAAACCAUUGUGGCUGAAGGUGGACCAUUGCCAUGGGUGUUGGAUUCUAGUCAUUAUUAUGAAGUGAUGUCUGCAGAGGAAGAUGAUUGGGUACAGAUAAGUCAUUCAAAAGGAAUGAAAGAUAAUGUUCACAAUAAGCAUUAUUUUGAUGUUAUGUGCUCCCAACUUGGUGAGCAAUUGUUGACUGUUGAGGUUGGAAAUAAACCGACUGCAAAAAAUCAAUAUCCAGCAAGUUCCUCUGCCACUGCAAGAUAUUUGUGCACACCACCUGCAACGUUAAAGAUGUUACCAGUUAUCACUUUACCAAUGAUUGAUGGAAAAAGAAGAACGUUGGAGAGUUGUCAUGAUGAUAUGAAACGGAUUCCUGUCCGUAAUAACCGAGAAUUGCGUGUAAAUGUAUUUGUUUAUGACUCCAACGGUAAUAUUUUUGAUGAUGCAUCAUCUCUACAAAUCGAUUGGUCAGUUGACGAUUCACAGGCAGUACUUUUAAGCCACAAAGAUACGCGAUACGAACACAAAGAACAUGGUCCUCUUGGUACAAACGGAGGGGUUCAAGGUUACCAAAUGUUUCGUGUGCAUCCUACAAAUGUUCCAGUCAUCAUCACAGCAAAAAUUACAGGGUACAAAAACAAAAACACAGAGCAUGUUUUUCAAAUCUCAGCCCAACUUCACCUGAUGUUAUUUUCAGAACCAAAAAUAUCACCAAACAACCUGUGCUUGUUCGCACAUCCCACAAACAAGUUAAGUCUUAAUGUUGAUAGUGGUACUGAUAAUUUUGUGUUAAAAACAAAUGAUGGCAGUCUGGCCAGCUUGCAGUUCUCACCACCUGACACCAUUUUGGUUACCCCUCACGAAGAAGGAAAGUUGACAGUAUAUCUACACGAUGCUUGUCUUGAUGCAGACGGUCCUGCGGAAGCACAACUUGUUUUCUCUGAUGUGUAUUCUCUGCGGUUAAUGGUUCCAGACAAGGUUGAAGUGGGACAAACUAUUGAUGCUAAAUGUGAAGCGUUAGAUCAGCAUGGUCGUGUGCUGAGUGUUGCUGAUGUCAGCAAACAGUUAAAAUUACAAUUAAAAACAUCUGUUCAUAUAAUGGAUAUCAGAACUUUAGCACCAAUAAAAGAAAUACAAUUUGAUGUUGAUGCAAGAUAUAACUUAACCGGAAAACAUGUUGGUCUUACCAGUGUCAUGUGUCACUCAUCCACACUCUCUGGAGGAGAGAUUUUAAGCAAAGCUAAAGAAGUGCAGGUGUUCUCAGCUAUCCAACUUGAACCAAAGUACGUUUUGUUAAUCGUUGGAUCCACUUUCCAGAUCAAUAGUUUUGGAGGACCGCGACCACAAUCAACCACUCAUUUCUCAAUCAGUAACAAAACAGUAGCAAAUGUGUCGCAAGUAGGCCUCGUGACAGCUCAGGUGAUUGGUAAAACUGUUGUGACUGGAAAGUCAAAAGGGAUUGAAUCAGUAACAGGAAAAGAGAUUAUUUAUUCACAGGAUCAAACUAUAGUGGAAGUUAUCCAAUUAAAAGGAUUUAAAAUCUUGUUGAAGUCAAGAAAUAUUGUCAAUAAUGCUGAGAUAGGUAUCCUGAGUGUUGGCGUUACUGAUGAAAGUCCUUUCACGUUUGCAACAUCACCACCCUACUUGAAAUUUCAUUGGUCAUCCAGUAACCAUAAAGUAGCUGUUGUUGAGUCCCUUCAUUAUAAGUCUGGAGUUGGUGUUACUAAUGACAAUGAUUUUCGUGCUGUGAUUCGUACAGUAAGUCCUGGUCAGGCCACAAUCCAGUUAAAAGUUGAAGUGUUGAGUAAUGAUCAUAGUCAAGUUACUGUCCAUGCACAACUUGAAGACCGCAUACAAAUACAGGUUUUUGAAAAAUUGGAACUUAUCUAUCCAAGAAAUGGUGCUCUACUUCUACCGCCAAAUACUCAGACUAGAAUACAAACAAACAGAGAUCAAUCAUCUCGUAUCAGCUAUGAAGUAUUACCUAACUGUCCAAACUCGAAUAAGAACAGACUGAUAAAAAUAUCACCUUCUGGUCAGAUAUCCUCAAGGUCAUCAUCUGGAACAGCACAUGUCAUGGUUGUGCUACAUGAGGAAUAUGGAUUUAACCAAACACUCCUCCUUCAAGUAGAGGUGAAACCAAUUGCUUCUAUCACUUUGGUCUCAUUGUCACCUUUUGUUGUGGUGAGUGAAGGAAGACCUUCAUUUCCAAUUGGUUCGAAUGCACUAUUUGGUGUUACGUUACACGACAACACUGGUCGAUUGUUUGAUGUCGCAAACAUCCCAAUGAAACACAGUGUCAGUAGAUCUGAUGUUAUCCAUGUAGUACCAGACAACGAAAAUGCCACAUAUUCUUUAAGAGGUGCAAGUGUUGGAGAGGCGAUACUGAAAGUUUGGGAUAAGGAAAACCCAGCUAUAUCAGAUUAUAUUCGGGUAAAGAUCGGUGCAGGAAUUACACCUGCAAAGGUGACCGUGGUGCUAGGUGCGAUGGAGUGUCUUACCACAGCAGGCAAAGCCAACGGCUUAUGGAGUACCCCUGGUAGUGAAGUAUCUGUCAAUCAAGACUCUGGUGUCAUGGUAGGAAUGUCCACUGGAUCUGCUAUGGUGUAUUUUAAUGGGAACGGUGUUAACACAUAUACAGAGGUGUCUGUAACCCCGCCAAAAGGCCUACCAGAAAUUAUCGACCACGACAAUUAUCUGUACGUGUCGAACGCUCAACAAAACAGAUUCUUUUAUGUAUCGAUGAACAGCGAGUCUGAAGCGAGUCGACGUUGUGCCAACACAGAAGUGACGUCAUCGAAACAGAUACAGAUCCCUUUUUCUUGUGUCGCAAAAUGGUCGGAUGACAACUGUGAUCUGCGUGUGACGGAUAUUUUUGACGUGGACGGUGUCUAUGUGAACGGUAAACCUGCGUGUGCGUUUACCACUCGCGACUUAUCGAGCACUCGCGAGAAAUCUGUGAGCACGUUGGAUAGGAAUUUACUUCUGGCAGUGAAGUUAGUCGAUAAAAAAUCGGGCACGUAUUAUGAAUCGCCACCCGCUGAAAUUCGUUUCGUUCCGCAUGUGUAUGUUGAAGACGCAACCCUAAAUUUGGGAAGUGGACAAUUGACACAGUCUUUCGAUUUAUAUGGUUCGGAUGGACAGCUCUCCACCAUCAAGGCAACUACUGAUUCAUCUAUUAUUGACGUCGAACUGGUCGAGUCGUAUUCAAAUUCCCGACAGAAGUACAAAGUAUCAUUGUUAGAAAUUCCAACAUCGGAUACUAACGUCACUGUUAAGUUCUAUAGCUCUGUAACGCGAGUUUUUAAAACCGUACCGGUUUCAAUCCGAGGAGAAGCGUUGAAGAAAGGCUCUUGUAACGUCGGAGUUGCUAAGCCCGUCGGCACUUUAAAGUCGUUUUAUAGUAGUAUUGUCGGUACUGAUGGCGUUUGGAUUUUCGCUUACACCGUCAUCAUAGCGACUAUUAUUUUGAUUCUUAUUUUAUAUCAUGCGAUAUUCAAAGGACGUCAGCCAGCCGCCGUUAUGGUGCCAUCGCCGUACGUCAUGCAUCACUCUCCACCGCCGUAUCAUCAAUACAGUCCACCCUACCAAUCACCAGGAUACGCGUCACCUGGUUCGUACGGAAAACCAAACCCGACAUCAACAACUCCUCAACGUGCGCUGUUCAGUGUGUCGCAAUAAACAUGCCUCCCUUUACCGAACCGUCAAAACAAUUCUGAUUGGUGCUUUUUUGUUGUUUGAGUUUUUUGCUCGAUGUCAUUUAACACGCGGACGCUUGUAGAUCUGGACUCGUCAAACGUCGUGCAUAAAUGUCGUACGUCGUCAUUGAACGACAACUUGGUAUAUACAUUGUUGGGUUUAUUUAAUUUAUGGUGAACUAACGUAGGUUUAUAUUUAAGUAAGAUGAAGUGAAACUUCAGUGAAAGGUCUUUCAGAAACAACCAUGUUUUAGGUUGCUUGCCGAUUCGGCAUUUUUGUUUUACCGAGUUCGUCUCUUAAAAUGCGACGUAAGAAUGUGUGUGUAGCCAUUACUAGUUUUUUUUUUACAACAUUUUUGUAUUGUAUCAUGUAACGUUGUUUUUAUCAUAUUUUUUGGAAAAACUAAGAAGCAUUUUAUAGAUAGCGAUUAUAAUUAUAGAAAGUUCAGCGGCUUACCGCUACGCCAAAGUUUUUAUGCGUAGCGUUUGUGAGAAAUCUAAUUGGCUGAUGAAAAUUAAUGAUCACAUGACUAAUCGGAGUCCUAAGAGCCGUUCUGAAGCUUCAUGCGGGGUUUAUAUAGAAACUCGUACAGCUAUUUUGGAAGGAGUCAAUUGUUAAGAGUCUGACCCCGCUCUGACCCCGGAUCCUCCGUGGAGGAUAAGUGUUAGCACAUGUCACUAAUUAUCGUACUUGUCUUUUUGUGAAGGUGUAAAUAUACCGUGAUUUUAA